CACCAAUGGCUUCCUUUGGACCACCCUACCCCACCAUGCGCCCCCCUGGACCCACUCGUCUGACUCUACCCACCACCUCCCCGUCCCAGCCUCGCCUCGCCGCUGCCGCGCCGAAACCCAAUCCCCUAAACCCUAGCGCCGCCGCCGCCGCCAUGCUGCGCCGCCUCGCCGCCGUUGCCCCGCGGGCCUUCUUCUCUUCCUCCUCCCCGCACGCGGCACCGCUGGCCGCGUCGGGGUACACCCCGCGCCGCGAGUAUGGGCUGGUGCCCAUGGUGAUCGAGCACACCUCCCGCGGGGAGCGCGCCUACGACAUCUUUUCGCGCCUGCUCAAGGAGCGCAUCGUCUGCAUCCACGGCCCCAUCACCGACGACACGGCCUCGCUCGUCGUCGCGCAGCUGCUCUUCCUCGAGUCCGAGAACCCCGCCAAGCCCGUCCACCUCUACAUCAAUUCCCCCGGCGGGGUCGUCACCGCGGGCCUCGCCAUCUACGACACCAUGCAGUACAUCCGCUCCCCCGUCACCACGCUCUGCAUCGGCCAGGCGGCAUCCAUGGCCUCGCUCCUGCUCGCCGCCGGGGCGCGCGGGGAGAGGCGUGCGCUGCCGAACGCGCGGGUCAUGAUCCACCAGCCCUCCGGCGGCGCGUCGGGGCAGGCCUCCGAUAUCGCCAUCCACGCCAAGGAGAUCCUCAAGGUACGGGACCGGCUCAACAAGAUCUACGCCAAGCACACGGGCCAGGCCAUCGACCGCAUCGAGCAGUGCAUGGAGCGGGACAUGUUCAUGGACCCGGAGGAGGCGCACGAUUGGGGGCUCAUCGACGAGGUCAUCGAGCACCGCCCUGUCUCGCUUGUGUCUGAUGCCGUUGGCAGUGAUCCGCCGAACCUCGGUGGAGGCGGAAAUGGGGCGAAUAAGAGGACUGAGGAGCCAUCCUCGGCUUGAUGGGUGGUAACAAGGAAUAUCUGAGCACCCGACUAGAUGUUCAAUUCAACAAAUGAUCAUAGCAUGGAGUUCCAGAUGGAUGAUGUGCUCUUGAUUCUUUUCCUGUGAGCUGGAGAUUUUACUGGGCUAUUCGCCUUUUCCACCAGCCUUAACAUAAAUGAUGAAUCAUGAACAUUUUAAUUCCUGUCAAUUCUGAUUGUAGUUUGAGCGCCUGAGUUUACAUUCCCGCCUUGGUAUUGUUGUUCUUAACAGUUUGGAGCACACAGUCUGAACGAUCUUACUUUUUCUGUUCUAGACUUCUAGUUGCCAAUGCUUUGGCUUUGA
Messenger RNA from Panicum virgatum (switchgrass), 1259 nucleotides. RefSeq names its product ATP-dependent Clp protease proteolytic subunit-like. The coding region runs from base 6 to 935 and encodes 309 amino acids. Gene Ontology annotation, cellular component: endopeptidase Clp complex. Lineage: Eukaryota; Viridiplantae; Streptophyta; Magnoliopsida; Poales; Poaceae. The record is from RefSeq and is a predicted model, not a curated record. The transcript is spliced from 2 exons. Gene Ontology annotation, molecular function: ATPase binding; serine-type endopeptidase activity; ATP-dependent peptidase activity. Gene Ontology annotation, biological process: protein quality control for misfolded or incompletely synthesized proteins.